UUGAUUGUUUAGACCAUGGCUAUAAAAAGCUCAUCUCUCAUGUUUCUCAUGCACAGUGAGAGAAGGGCCAGAGAAUUCAGCAAGGAAUUAAGCAUAAUGAAACUCAUGAGAGUGAACUUCGUAUCCUUUUGCGCUUUGCUUCUUUGCAUGGUCACCAUAGCCUUGCUCCGCCAGUACUGCACAAUGCCACUACUUCCUUAUCACAUGUUGGAGAAGGAGACGGUCCUCCACUUCUUCUUGCACGACACGCCCGGCGGCAGCAGCCCCAGCGCGGUCCGGGUGGUCCAAGCCAACGGCACGGCGCAUAACACAUCGCUGACGCCAUUUGGCACGGUUUGGGUCGUGGACGAUCCUUUGACAGAGGGUCCCGACCCCAAAUCAACGAUCCUCGGCAACUCGCGUGGUGUGUAUGUGUCGGCGGGGCAGGACGAGUUGAUGCUUGUUGCUUACCUUGAUUUUGGGUUCACCAGCGGGGAGUUCAACGGUAGCUCCCUCAGCGUGCUUUCUAGGAAUACGGUGACGCAGAUUGAGAGGGAGUUUGCCGUGGUUGGCGGGCGCGGAAAGUUUAGGAUGGCUAGAGGGUUUGCCAACCUUAAGUGUAUUUUCUUCAAUGAAAGCAACGGCGAUUCCAUUGUAGAGUACACAAUGGUGGUGAGGCAUUACUGAGAAGAAGAAAAAAACAAAUGUUUUCUCUUCUUUCCUCUUCUCACUCAGAAAUUCUUGAUCACGAUAAAGAAUUUAACCCAUUAUACCGAGAGGACUUGAUUAAGAAGAGGCUUAUCUUUUCAGCAAUUAAUGCUCAGUUUAGUUGAUUUUGUUUUGGGUUAGGCGUUUAGCUGGAUAUGAUCAUCAGUUUGUAUCUCUUGUUUUCUUUGGUUAAUAAGAUUCAUCAAAGAACAAACGGAUGACUUAUUGUGUGUUUUCUAGUUGUAAUCUUUGGCGGUUGUCAUAUGUACUGCACGGGAAAAUCUUACAAAUGUCACUGAUCAUAUAAUUAAAAAAUGCCAAGUUUGUUUUA
This is a messenger RNA of Alnus glutinosa, 1018 nucleotides long. Its product is annotated as dirigent protein 4-like. Bases 16 to 666 code for a protein of 216 amino acids. The transcript has a single exon. Lineage: Eukaryota; Viridiplantae; Streptophyta; Magnoliopsida; Fagales; Betulaceae. The record is from RefSeq and is a predicted model, not a curated record.